AUGUUGUUCUCUGUAGUAUUUGUUUGUAAGGUUUCUCAAAUAGAUGCCUUAGCUCCAAAGAAGCAAUUGAACCCAUUUACAACAGGUGUCCCACAUAUGAGACACACGGGAAAAAAAAAUUGCUGGGCGUCCUGCCGGUGUGAAGCUGGAUCAGAUCCGUUGCAGGAUAUGUGGGUUAACAUUUUAUUCAAAAGUAAUUUUGUUUCUUUUCUAAGUACUGGGAAGGACCAGCAACAUAAUAAUUACAUUUUCUCAACAGAAGAUGAAGGCAUAGAUGUGGUGACAUUUUUAUACCAGUUAACAUCUGGAAGUGCUGGCCAAAGCUACGGGUUGAAUGUUGCCCGCUUGGCACAGAUACCACAUUCCAUUCUCAGAAGAGCUGCUGAAAAAUCAAAACAUCUGGAGAAUAUUUGUAAAAUGAGAAGAAAAGGGAAAGAAAUCUUCAAGAAGAUUGCAUCAGAUAAUAAUGAAAAAACAAGAGAACUUCUUCAAGAACUCAGAAGUGAAGGCAUUUAGAAAGUACACACACGAGCACACCAACAUAAAUAAAUGAUUAUAAUAAUUCUCAGUUUUUUAAAUAGUGAUAUAUAUACAUUGUCUUCAUCUGAAAUGUAAAAUACAUUUGAAGUAAUAGUUGCAAAAGGGUUAGGUUUUUUCAUUUUUACUAUAAUGACUAAACUUCUCAAGAUUUAAAUUUGUAUGUUGAUACUUAAUGGCUUUUGUUAAUUAACCAAAAAAAAUCAAGGUUGAAUUUAUGUAAUAGUGUGAUUUGUGUUUAUUCAUUUAUUAAUGCUUUCUUAGUUUUUUAUUCAAACUUCACAGUAUAUUCUUGCAAAUGUUCAUCCAAUACCUUGAAUUCAGGACCUUUGAUGUUAUGACCCUUAUCUGUGUAUCAGCCGUACUAAGUCCAGAAAAGUAAAAUUUUGAAACUGAAGAGGAAUUAUAAGUGCUUUUCAGAAUUGCUGUAAUGUGUUUUAAAGGCAAAUGUAGAGUGUUUAUCAGGUAAUUUAUUAUUUAAUAUGGAAUUACCUAUAUUGUUAUUAUAAUUUAAGUAAAACAAUUAUAAGAAUCUCCUUUAAGAUGUAACACAGGCAAUCCAGAAGUGGACUCCUUAGAGUUUAUGUGAAAAUACUUAGUGUAAGCAAUGUGAAAAUGGGAA
Penaeus vannamei (Pacific white shrimp) is the source of this 1159-nucleotide messenger RNA. Its product is annotated as DNA mismatch repair protein Msh3. NCBI's taxonomy places the organism in Eukaryota, Metazoa, Arthropoda, Malacostraca, Decapoda, Penaeidae. Gene Ontology annotation, molecular function: ATP-dependent DNA damage sensor activity; mismatched DNA binding; ATP binding. Gene Ontology annotation, cellular component: nucleus. Gene Ontology annotation, biological process: mitotic recombination; mismatch repair. The record is from RefSeq and is a predicted model, not a curated record.